Messenger RNA from Dothidotthia symphoricarpi CBS 119687, 1120 nucleotides. RefSeq lists its product as uncharacterized. The record is from RefSeq and is a predicted model, not a curated record. The transcript has a single exon. Lineage: Eukaryota; Fungi; Ascomycota; Dothideomycetes; Pleosporales; Dothidotthiaceae. Bases 103 to 909 code for a protein of 268 amino acids.
AAAAUACCGGGACCUGUCGCCAACCUUUCCGAGCAUCCUCACUACGUUCUCCCUGGGAUGAUUAAGUCCCUACCUCCGCCUCCGCCAGCACCAAAGUUGAAAAUGGGCAUCGACAUGUCCAAGUUCGGCAAGAAGCACGCUUUCAAGCCCGCUGUUAAGCCGACUGAGCCCAAGAAGACCAGCGAUAUCCCGGUCUCAUCCUAUGGCCUCUCCAGUAAGCAGCGUGUCAAGACUGAUGCAGUCCCGAAGAUCAACCCGACAUUCGACAUCCGCACCAUGACGCAUGCAGAGCGUGUUCUGUUUGCUAAUGGUCCAGAGGUUGCGGUGAUGAUGGGUGACACGAAACUUGCCAUGCUGGCUAAGUACGUCUUGAUGCAGUGUUCGGCAAAGGCAUAUAGGCACUUCACCGAGAAUCCGAAUGCCACAACCAUGACGUUCAAGGCGGACUCGAUGGACAUGGACGCGGCAAAAGCCCAUCUCCAGUGGAUGGAUGAGAUGACUUUCCAGGGUCGGGUGUAUUCUCUCACGCUGCACGGCGACGAGAAGAACGAUGUCAAGAACCUCAACAUCUGCCGUGCGGCUCGCGUCCUUGGUAUGAACAACAUCUAUGUUGGACACUUCACCAGGACCUUUUGCGAUCGAAUACGUUCACAAAAGGCGUCUCCAGCCUUUAUCAGUCUCGUUGCCGACCUUGCGUAUCCCGAGAACGAUCCCAUCUUCGAGUGCCUGGCUAACAACCUCGUGAAUAUGCGCGUCCGAAGCGCCAUGCCAAAGGGAUUGGAAGCUCUGCUAGAAAAGCAUGCCCAUCUGAGAGGCAAGAUGGAGAAGAUUGAAAAGCGAAUGAUGGACAAGCGUAGGGCUGAGCCGAAGAAAGUGGAGGGGGUCAGGAAGCCCAUCGUUACGAACUAAGUCGUAUCUCGCGGAUGCGCGGCCGAGGGGUUGGACGUAUGGAGCAAGGCGAUCAUGGUUCAUGGAGGAUGGAUGCGUAUUUCUGUACUGCGAACUCAAGCGUUCCGACGUUGAAGGGCCAAGUGUAUACAGGGUUGACGACGAGGCGAUUAAUCUGGGGCAUGUCCUUAGGCUAGCAUUGUGUUCGACAUGUACAGCCAGAUGUAACAUG